AGGGAGGGGGAGGGGCAAGAGGGGGUGCACAACAGGAUGACACCCAGAUAUGAGUCUCAAGUGCCUUCUGCUGUCCUUACUCUAUCUCCCCCAGCUGGCGGAGGGAAGAAAGUGUCCCUUUGAGGGUGGAGAGGGACUGGCUACAGCUGUCUACUACAGAACAUGUCUGAAUCAUGCAUGCAACCCAUGGUUGCAACCACUUUCCCCACAGCUCCCCACCUCUGCCUCUUCCUUGUCAGAAUCUCCUCCAUGAGUUCUAGCCCCGAUGGCCUCAGAGCCUAGAUGCCCCUCCCUCAGGGCUUGUAGCAUUGCCUGGCUUACCUGGGAGAUACAGGCCAGGUAGAAGGAGCAGGGUGCUGCCUGCUUGCCCAAGGUCCAGCCACCAACCAGGCCCACGAUGGUGCCUGCUGCAUGGCGCCCAGUUGCGAUAUGGAGGCGGACAGGCAGGAAACCCAAGCUGAGGGAGCAUCAAUCAUUCAUGGGUCUGCUCUCUGGGAAACCCUAACCGUGGCCCCAUAGGGCUAAGUCACCAGUCAGGGCCCCCCAUCUCAACAAGGUUAGAUAAUGGAGACCCUUUGCUAGGAGCUCCUCUGGCUCAGGGCACGCUGUGUCAAUCUCACCCCUCCUUCAGCAUCCAAGGCCUCUUUUCUAAAGUUUCCUAUGUCCUCUGCCCCAGCUAGGAUGUCAGUCCAUUGGGGACCCAAGGUGACAACUCUCAGCCUUUCCCAGUAUUCCCUUCCUAAGGGGCCUUCACUGGUCUUUGAUACAGUAAGUUCAGCCAUGUCACACUCUGGUAUUAGGGCUUAACUCUGCAGCAGUGUGCCUCCAUUUCACAGAUGGGUAAACUGAGACUUAGAAAGAUGUAUCGGCUGCUUCUACUAGGUAAGACAUGAUUGAGCUUAAGUAUGAGCCUACUGCUGUGUCUUGGUACCCUCACUCCUAAUAGUUUUUAAGACUCACCUGGUGCUUCCAGGACACCCUGGGGCAGAGGCCAAGGAUUAGGCUGGCUGCCCAAGUUUACUCUAAUCCCCUCACUGUGGAUCCUAGGUGAUGAGCUCAAGCCUGAGGGGUCAUAAGCAGCUUUCUGGGCCCUGAGAGCCAAGGGCACUCCAGGGAGCUGCAUCCCCUUAUCUUCUCCAUGGCAACAGAGCAGGGCUCACAGCUGCUUCCUGGCCCCCAGAAGACCCCUGAAGGAGCCGUAUCUCCUGGGAGUACUGCUGAGGGCUCCACCUUGGCCAGAAGAAGGAGCAAGAAGGAAAAGGAGCUACCACGUUCUCAGAAGGCCAGUUCUGGGAAGCAGUCCUCUGGCCGGUGUUCUGAGGCCUCAGGAAGCAGCAAGAACCCCCCAAAGACCAGAGCAGGGCAGGAUGAGCCAUCCUCAGCACCGUCCAGUCAAGCCUCUCACCGACAAUCCCACCGACAUCGCCCUGAUCCCCAGCAGGACGCUGCCCAAAGGACUUACGGGCCCCUGCUCAACCGUAUCUUUGGAAAGGAUCGUGAACUGGGCCCCGAGGAGUUGGAGGAGCUUCAGACUGCCUUUGAGGAGUUUGACACUGACCGGGAUGGCUACAUUGGCUACCGGGAGCUAGGUGACUGCAUGCGGACACUAGGCUACAUGCCCACGGAGAUGGAGCUCCUGGAAGUGUCACAGCACGUGAAGAUGCGCAUGGGUGGCUUCGUGGAUUUUGAAGAGUUUGUGGAGCUGAUAAGCCCAAAGCUGAGGGAGGAGACAGCUCAUAUGUUGGGUGUACGAGAGCUCCGCAUCGCUUUCCGAGAGUUUGACAAGGACAGGGAUGGACGGAUCACAGUGGCAGAGCUGCGGCAGGCAGCACCAGCUCUGCUGGGGGAACCACUAGAAGGCACUGAGCUGGAUGAGAUGCUGAGAGACAUGGACCUCAAUGGGGAUGGCACCAUAGACUUUGACGAAUUUGUAAAGAUGCUAUCUACUGGGUGAGGCACCUGAAGGGACAACCUACUGCCCCUGAGGCCCAGAUACCAGGCGAGAACCAGACUACCACACCCUUCCCCAGGGUGGGAGAGAUCCUCCCCAACUGUAGGCUGCUUCUACCCCUGACCACACCUGACUACUCCAGUGUCUGCUGCACUCUGUCUUCUCCUCCCACUCCUGAGCUGUGUAGGGGAAAAUGGCAGCUUGUUGCAGUUCUCAGUAGAGAACACAAUUUGGAUCUCUCCAGAUCCUGGAGAGGUAGGGAGUUCCCUAGCAUUUGCUGCAUUCAAAUAAAUCAGACAUAGUAUGUGGUGGGGAAUUCCUAGGACAUAGUGGAUUGAGAUGCGUAUACAGUGCUGUUUUGAAAAAUGAACUUGGCCCCGGUACAAUGGCAGCAGGUAAAAGCUCUGUUACCAAGCCUGAA
Messenger RNA from Cricetulus griseus (Chinese hamster), 2372 nucleotides. Lineage: Eukaryota; Metazoa; Chordata; Mammalia; Rodentia; Cricetidae. The record is from RefSeq and is a predicted model, not a curated record.